GGCGCCGGUCCAGGAAGUGGCAUGCGAAGGAAGAGGACAGGGAUUCAAAAAUGUCCUCAAUUCGGGAAAUAUUGCGGUUAAUUAUAUAAAUGCUUAGACGUGGUUGUAUAAGAAGGACAUGUCUCCAAUUAGAGGUUGUUCUGGCUUUUAAAUAAUUAAAAUAAGUGAAUAAUUUCGCUCUUAUGUUUCUGGUUCGCGUGUAACAGGGACUGUUUAUCUCUGCUGAAAUACAGCUGAUCCUUUUGACUUUAUUGAAGCACUCAGGAGUUGUAAGAUGAGUUGUGUUGGUCACUUCAUGUACAGUAGGUGUUUGUUUCACCUCAGUAAAGUGAAAACAUCGGUGCCCUGGAGAGGCAGCCAAAAAAGACUGUUUAGCUCUACAGAAACCUGCAGGACUGUCAUGCCUGCCUGGGUUAUAGAUAAAUAUGGAGGCAAUGAUGUGCUAAGAUUCACUAAAAAUGCCAGCUUCCCCAUAAUCAACUACCCCAAUGAGGUCAUAGUCAAAGUGUCUGCAGCAGGACUGAACCCACUGGACGUCAGCAUGAGAGGUGGUUAUGGCGCUGCGACACUGACUAUGAAGAGAGACCCUCUGAACAUCAAACAGUCCGGCAGUGAGUUUCCUCUCAUCCUGGGUCGGGACGUUUCUGGGGUCAUCAUGGAGUGUGGCCUGGAUGUGAAGUACUUCAGAGAAAGGGAUGAGGUGUGGGCUGCUAUUCCACCGUGGAAGCAGGGCAGCCUGUCGGAGUUUGUGGUGCUGAGUGCUAACGAGGUGUCCCUCAAACCACAGUCUCUGAGCCAUACCGAGGCAGCCUCCAUCCCCUACGUGGCCACCACCGCCUGGUCCGCACUCGUUAACACCGGCGGGCUCAGCAAGGACAACUGUGCCAAGAAACGGAUUCUGAUCCUCGGAGGAUCCGGGGGAGUGGGAACAUUUGCUAUACAGAUGCUGAAGGCCUGGGGAGCCCAUUUAACUGUUACCUGCUCCCAGAAUGCCGAGCGGUUCGUUCGGGGCCUAGGGGCGGACCAUGUGGUGGAUUACACUGCUGGACCUGUGGAGGAGCCGCUCAGAGCUCUAGAGAAAUUCGACCUGAUCCUGGAUAACGUCGGCGGGGACACGGAGCGCUGGGCGCUGAAUCUGCUGAAGCCGUGGAGCGGAGCCAAAUAUGUCACCCUUGUUACACCGUUCCUGCAGAACACAGACAUGCUGGGCAUCGCUGACGGCAUGCUGCAGACUGCUGCAACUAUGGCCACCAAAGCUGUCAAGCACCUCGUCAGAGGAGUUCACUACCGCUGGGGAUUCUUUGCACCCAGCGGUCCUGCACUGGAUGAAAUAAGGGCGAUGGUGGAUGCAGGACAGAUCCGGGCUGUGCUGGAUGAGACCUUCAGCUUCUCGCAGGUCCCUCAGGCCUUGGAGAAAGUGGAGAAGGGUCACGCUCGAGGAAAGACUGUGGUCCAGAUCAGCAAAGGAGGAGGCGACUUAUAGCACUGACUCUAUGAGAGACAUUUUUGAAAUGAACUCAAUGAAACAAAGACUAGAAUUUAAAGGUAUGCGGUUUGGAAACAAAGUACAAAUUUACUAUAAUCACUGUGUGUGUUUCUUUGUCUAUGGGUUUUGUUGCUUUACUGAGCGUGUCAUAAGAAGAUAAUACUUAAGAACUACAAUAAUUAAGAACUACAGAUGUGCGUGGUUGCUUAUAAUUACUCAGUCUUUUUAUAGUUGUUAAGAUAAAGUAAAGUAAAAAACAGUAAACAUAUGAGGUCUGUCAAGGUAAUAUAACUGAAAAAAAAUGGGUUUGGACAAGAACCAACCUCAGGUGUGAGAAAGGAAGUCAAUGCUGUGGUGCAGAAAACUGCAGUUCCUUGAGUGUCCACAUGAGGCUGAGUCUAAAGCCCCAGCUGUCCUAUUAGGCCCAUAUUCAAAUGUCCACUUCACAGCAGGAAUUAACAUGUUUACAGAUAGGUUGUAAAAAACUAAUUUGCUACACAAAAGCUAAUUUCUUUAUCGGUUCACACUGCAGGAGGGAAGAUUUGUUUAAAGCUUAUCUGUUUUGAUUUGAUAAUCCUAAGAGUCAGGCAGAUUAUGGGCUUUACUGAGUUGAGGAACCAGUGGACACAUUGUAGCUCUUUACCCAUGCCUUGCCAAGAGGCGUACCUCAACCUCUUGGCUUGUUUCUAGAUUGAAGAAAAGGUAGGUUGAGGUAGCAUUUGAAACAAGGCGUGCACAAUGGUUUCGGGCAAUGUUCAUUCUGUCUUUUCCCACAAAAACGUCAAGGCAGUUAUAGGUACACAGAGUUUAAAAUAAAGCAGCCUAAUACACAAAA
Molecule: messenger RNA, 2321 nt
Organism: Labrus bergylta (ballan wrasse)
Lineage: Eukaryota; Metazoa; Chordata; Actinopteri; Labriformes; Labridae
Source: RefSeq, a predicted model, not a curated record